Papaver somniferum (opium poppy) is the source of this 865-nucleotide messenger RNA. Its product is annotated as calcium-binding protein CML39-like. The record is from RefSeq and is a predicted model, not a curated record. The transcript has a single exon. Gene Ontology annotation, molecular function: enzyme regulator activity; calcium ion binding. NCBI's taxonomy places the organism in Eukaryota, Viridiplantae, Streptophyta, Magnoliopsida, Ranunculales, Papaveraceae. Bases 251 to 670 code for a protein of 139 amino acids.
AAUACCAAAGAAAAUUAAUGGAGAAAUUGAAACUUCAUCCAUUCUUAAUUUCUUCUCUUCUGAGAAUUGCCAUGUUAUUUCAUCUCCACAUACUCUUUUUCCAUGAUACAAGAAGUUGACAUCCAGGCCUUUAUAAAUAUAGAGUUCAAUGCUCGAACUCAAAAGCAUAUGUCACAUAUUAGCAAAACCUUAAUUAUAAGCCAAAAGUUUUAUUAUUUUCUGCUGUUUCUUUUUUUUUUUUUGGGAAAAGAUGAAACAUAAAGAUGUUAUCGAACGAGUAUUCGUUUACUUAGACGCAGACGGAGAUGGCAUGAUAUCGUUCGUGGAGUUGCGAAGAUAUAUCGCGGCAGUAAGGGGCGAAAUGGUUGAGGUGGACGAGAUAGUGAAGUUGUUGGAUAUAGACGGAGAUGGAUGUUUAGAAUUGGAUGAUUUUGUAAAGUUAAUGGAUGGAUCAGAGGAAGAAGAGAAGAUGAUAACAGAGUUGAAAGAAGCUUUUGAGAUGUAUCUAAUGGAUGGGUAUGAAUGUAUUACACCUAAGAGUCUGAGAAAAAUGCUGAAUCAACUUGGUGAAUCGAAGAGUAUUGAAGAAUGUAGGGUUAUGAUUAGUCAGUUUGAUCUGAAUGGCGAUGGUGAACUUAACUUUGAUGAAUUUAAGGUUAUGAUGUUGUGAUAUGCUUCGUACAUGUAAACUUUGUUUCCGAAAUAUGCCAGAGGUUUUGUUGCUAUGCUUUUCUUAGUAGCGAAUCGGCUACGAAGGGAAAAUGUUUAGACCAGUGUUUUGUAAUGUUGUAGUAUUGUCGACUUUUUAGCUUGUCAGUGUACUUUUCCCCCGUCUUAAUAUACAACCUUUUUUCCUGAAAGAAAA